This is a messenger RNA of Schistosoma bovis, 2115 nucleotides long. Lineage: Eukaryota; Metazoa; Platyhelminthes; Trematoda; Strigeidida; Schistosomatidae. The record is from the annotation of a GenBank genome assembly.
GGCUGGUUCAGUGGCUUAGCUUACACCCAUCAGACAUACCUAGGAACGUAGUGAGAAAACGAGAAGCGAGUCACUAAGACAUUGAGUAUUGGAAAUUUGAAAAGGUCAUUCCGAAUGAUUUGUAGGUCGCUCUCUGGUUUGAAAAGCCUUCAGCUGAUUGGUUUCUGUUAGUUCGGUUUCGCAAUCUCCAAUAACGCCUCCAUUUUUAAUUACUUAUCAAACUUUCAAAUUCCACAAUUCCUAUCCAUUCCAAGUCUCCUACUCGGUUUUGUGGAUAUAAAACAACAGUAUAUUUCUCUUUUAGAAGUCGUACAAACAUAGCACUACCUACAUUCAAACAUUCAAGUGAAAACUUAUAGCGAUGUCUUUUUCUACCAUUAAGAAACACAUAGCACGAUGUAAUCAGUUUUUAUCCGAAAAAUUGGGAGCUACCAAGGGCAUGGACAAGGGUCCUGAUUACAAACAACUAACUCAGCUUAUAGACUCAUACAAAGCCUUUUAUGAAGAUGUACAAAAGCGCGUUAUUGACUGUUUAGAACCUAACCCUAAUGCGCGAAAACUAGCAUGGGCUAGUGCUGCCGUAAAUAAAAUUCAGGGAAACACAAACAAUGAGAAUUAUCCUCAUGCAGAGAGGUUUCUUUCUGACUGCUUUUUGGAGUAUGGAAAACAAUUAAGUCAGCAACCCGGUUUGAGUCUGGCACUUAUUCAAUGUGGAGAAGCAUACAAUAAAAUUGCUGAAUCAAAAAAUCAGUCGGUAGAUGAAACAAAAUCUGGCUGUUUACAACCAAUUUCUGAGAGGUUACACCGAGAUAUCAGGAAAAUAUCAGUACUUCGAAAAAAAGUUGAAAAUAAACGAUUAACGUUUGCUCAUAGAAAAAAUGUUCUAGAAAAAAAUGCGUUCACAACCAAUGCUCACCCGGAUCAAGCAUUUGAGGAGUGUAGAAUUCAGUAUGAAGACGCAUUGGCGGCUAGUACAGCAGCUAUGUCGAACUUUUUGGAUACUGAAGUUGAACAAAUCAAAACUUUGUCUAAUUUCGUUAAUGCUCAAUUAAGCUUCUAUCAGGAUGCUGCUCGAAUUUUAUCCGAUCUACAUGGAGAACUUGAAAUGAGAUUGCUGGAUGCGUGUGAUCAUGCAAGACGACAAACUCCAUAUCCUGUUAGUUCAAAUGAUGCUUUACCAGAUAUACCGUCAUUAUGUCACGAGUCUACAAAUUUCCAAAUAAAGCCAAAAUACGAUGAUUGAUGACAACUGGUAUUUGGGUGAGCUAAAUGGACAAGAAGGUCAUUUCCCAACAAAUUUCGUCCGUGUAACUUGUCCUUUACCAUGAAAUUCGUUUUUUUUCUAAUGCAGUUGAUCUUUUAAUUCCUUCGUGAUGAAGUCUUAUUUCCAGUUUAUGCCUCAUCUCACCUUCCUUCAUGCUAUUACUGUUAGCAUGCUCUGUUUUUUUAUAGAUUUUCUCUCUACUUAUGGUUCGUUAAUGAGUACAAACUUAAAAAUACACAUACAAAUACACUAGAUGAUGUAUUUAUCUAGUUUCCAUUAGAAUUACGACAAUAAUUUCAAAAUUUUUACCAAAAGAGUAAUUAUUCUACUCCUUGCUCUAUUCUUAUGUCUUCCAUCUAAUUUAAUUGUGCCUGAAACAUUAUCAUCAUUAAGCGCUAUUGUAUUUUAUAAAUAGCCGUUUAUCCAUUCUUUAUUUCGUUAGUUAUUAUGUAAAAUUGUUCUUCUUGUUGUUGCUGUUGUUGUUUUGGAACAUUUUAAUAAUGACAAACAUUUUAUUCUUUCUUUGUCAAAACCGUUAUUUUGUUAUUGAUUAUAUUCUCUCUUUUUAGAAUCGUUUAUGUAAUGCCAAAAUGUUCAUUUUGCUCAUUUACUUUUUUAGCAAAUUGUUUAGUUUCUACGAAUGAUGCCUUAAAUAUGUGUAUUUAAUAUUUUCUUUUAUUGAAGUCAGCUGGUGUUACUGAUUUAUUAUUAUUAUCAUUAUUAUUAUUAUUAUUAUUAUUACUUAUUAUGACUGGUUACAUAAACCACUAUCAAUAUGUUUUGUUAUUCAGUUUAUAGAUGUUGAAUGUCUUAAUGAUAAGGGGAACAAUAUUAUUAAUUUCUUCAAUGGC